Poecilia latipinna (sailfin molly) is the source of this 6250-nucleotide messenger RNA. Its product is annotated as rootletin-like. The record is from RefSeq and is a predicted model, not a curated record. Lineage: Eukaryota; Metazoa; Chordata; Actinopteri; Cyprinodontiformes; Poeciliidae. The coding region runs from base 466 to 5109 and encodes 1547 amino acids. The transcript has 27 exons.
GUCUCACAUUGAAUCUGUUCUGAAAAAGUAACAGUGUCAUUUGCAGACUUUAUUCCUUCUAGCUUCUGUUGUUCCGGUCCUUUUUUCUCUCCUGAACACUUCAAAUGGGAGACAACCAAGAAUGGUGAUGUCUUUACAUCUCGGAUCUAAGCUGCUUUUGAUCUAAUCAUCAAAGGUCUUUGUGAAUUCUACAAUUUCAGGUGGAGAAUUUGAUAGUGUUGAUGGUAUUACAGGAGAACAAUAUGCCAAUCUUUGAAUUUGUACACUGUUUGAGAAGGUGUGUGUGUGUGUGUGUGUGUGUGUGUGUGUGUGUGUGUGUGUGUGUGUGUGGGUGUCUCUGUGUGUAUUUUAUAUUUAUUUGUAUGUGUCUCGUUUGCAUAAUGAUCAAUUAGAAUCUUGGAGCUGACGGAUACCUUGAACCACUUCCAGAACCAGAACAGUGAGAAGGAUGUGAGCUUUCACACCAUGCGUGUAAAUCUGGAGAAGAUGGAGAUGAUGAGGGCAGAGGAUAGAGCAGAGAUGGCAGGAGUUCGCGCUGAGGUUCAAGCCCUGCAACACAUUUUAUACCAAAUACAUCAGUUGGUUCAGGGUGAGAACUCUGACUCUGAAAGUAUGCCCGCCUCACUUCCCCAUGGCAGGUUUCCGUCAGGAAACAGCACCUUCAUGGCUGUACAGAAUGUACUUUCUAAGCAUCUGAAAGAAUCUCAGGAGGUGCAUGCCCGUUUGACAAAAGCUCUGGAGCAGGUGGACACAUUUAAAGAGCAACUUCAGCAGAAGGAUGAUGAGAGGACCGAGUUGGAGCAGAUGAUCCAGGAAAUACAAAAAAAACAUCAAGAGACUGAAAAAGCUCUAGAGGAAAGCCUUGAAGAAAGUAACCAAAGACUCUGCACACUGGAGCUCCUCUCCAGUGAGAGAGGGAGACUGGAGAAGCUGCGUUCUGGGCUGCAGCAGGAGGUGGACUCCCAGCGAGCGGAGCUGGAUGUACUGAGGAGUUCGUCACUGGACCUCCAGAGACAACGAGACCUCCUGAGGCAGCAGAGGGAGGACCUGGAAACGCAGCUGUCACGCCAGCACUCCGAAGUCUGCAGAGGGGAAAGAGCUUUACAGGAACUUGAGAGCAAAUACUCUGAUCUGCGGAGGGAACUGAUUACAGUGAAGGAAUCUCUGGAUCAAAUUACUCUGCAGAAGGAGAUGUUGGAGGAUGACAAAGCCAGCCUUUCUUUGGCUCUAAGCAAGAUGGAGUGUCACAGUGCUGCACAGGAGAGCCUUCUGAUCAAACUGCAGAGUCAGCAUUCUACCCUUAAAGAUUCUCUCAUUAAACUGGCUGCUCUUAGCGAAGGUCUCGCCAAAGACAAGGUGGAGCUUAAUCGCAUUGUUCUUCAGACUGAAGGCGAGAAAAUGGAGCUCAGCGAACGCAGAUGUGAAGCUGAAGGGAAGCGAGCGGCAGCCAGAGAGGACGCGGCGCGAGUGCAGAAGGAGAUGAUGAACUUGCUUGCUGAAAAACAAGCCUUUGAAAGCUCCCACAUUCUACUGCGAGAGCUCUGCCAGAAGCUGGAAGCGGAACUGAGCCUCCUGCACAGGGAGAGAGCCAAGGCCCUGAAGAAGCAAUCGGAGGUCAACAGGCAGAUGCAGACUUUACAAGAGGAGCUGUGUGCAUGCAGGAAGGAGCUAGAAGAAAAGACCACCGCUGCAAAGACAGCUGCCGAACAUAGGGCGGCACUUGCCAAGGACAAGGCUGCUCUGGAAGUGGAACUAAACUCUGCCGAUCGAAAAGCCUGUACUCUCAAACAGGAGCUUGUUGCACUGAGAGCAGAGAAGAAAUCCCUGGAGGCAACUAUAUUCGAGAGCCAGGAGCUCUCCGCGUCCCUGGAGGCCAAGCUCACCAGGCUGGAGGGCGAGAGAUCCAGCUUGAGUCUGGCUAACGAGGCCCUGACGCGUGACGCUGCUCAGAUGCGUGCAGAUGCUGAACAACAGCUACAACAAGCUGCAAAACAACAAAGACUGUUGGAGGAAAAGCUGACUGAGGUGGAAAGAAAUGCCCUUUUGAUGCGGAACAAUACAGAGCAAAUUCACAGAGAGCAGCUGGAAGCCGAACAUAAGCAAACGGAGCAGCAGUUUGCAGAGCUCGCUGUCCAACAGCAGCAGACUGAAGAGCAGUUACGCGUGCAGUGCGAGGAGCUGCGUGCGCACAACCAGAGGGCGCUGCAGCAGGUGCAGGAUGAGUUGGCAAAGCUGCAAAAGGAGUUCAGCCAAAGGCUCCUACAGGCUGAAAACAAAAAGCAACAGGCUUUGUUCCAGCAGGAAGCUGAGAAAGCUGCCCUUACAGAAAAAAUAGCAUCCCUCCAACAGGAUCUGGCUACAGCCACCAUGGAGACGGAGCGUAUGCAGAGGGAAGCGCUUAGCAGACAAGAGCUGGACAAGAAUGCAGUAGUUGUUAGGUGUGAGCUGAAGGACUUACAACAUAAGUUUGAAGAAUCCCUGGCCUCUCAUCAGAGUACUAGGAAAAGUUUCAUGGAGAACAUCAGAGAACUCAACCAACAGAAAGAACAAGCAAAACAGGAGUUAGAGGAUCUUCGUCGUCGGCUGCAAGAGGCAGACGAUAGACUUCUUGAAGGGAAACAAGAUCUGACUGAGGCUCACAGAGAGCUUCAAGGCUGUGUGCAGGAGCGAGACAAGCUACGAAAAGAGGCACUGGAGCUGAGGCGAGAACUGGCUGAUGAGACCAGAGAGAGAGAAGCCAUCCAGGUUUCUAAUCAGGAGCUCAGAGCUUUCAUCAAAAGAGCUGAGAGUGAAAACAACAGCCUCAGACGAGCUUUGGAGGAGAAGCAACAUAAUGAGUCCAUCUUGGAAGAAAGUAGCAGCUCAACACACAAAGAAGCAACCAGUCUGAGGAGCUCUAUGAGGGAGCUGGAGAAGUCUCAUCUGGAGGCCCGCAGAGAGCUGCAAGAACUACGCAGACAGAUAAAGGUCCUGGAAAGCAAGAACAGUCGGCAGAAGCAGGAACUGGUGGAGCUGCAGAGCCAAGUAUGUCAGGAGGAACAGAGGGCAGAGGAAGCACAGCGGGAGGCUUUUGUUCUCAGUCAGAGAGCACUGGAGAGCGAGGCUGCCAAGGAAGCAGCGCUCAGUGAGGUUGCAGGUCUGCAGUGCUGUGUGAUGGAACUGGAAACAGCUGAGCGGCAAAGCCGAGAGCUGCUGCAUGAAAGAGAAGCCAAUCAGCAGCAGAGCGACCAGAGGCACAGAGAAACCACAUCUCAGCUCGAAGACAUGCUAGAGGACUCCAAGACGCAAAUCAGUGAACUUUCUGUCAAACUCAGUCUGGCUGAAAACAAGGCCCGGAGCCUGGAGGAGCAGCUGAGUCUGAGCAAAGGUGUAUGUCGGGACCUGGAGCACCAGCUGGCAGGGGUGAAUGCAGCUCUGCACUGCACUGUUGGUGUCAACCGUGUGAGGCUGUGGCACAAACGUGGAUCGCAAACAAGAUCUUCCUCUCCUUCAAGGAGACACUUCCAUGUGACAGAGGGAGAGUAUGGACCAGAAGAAUCUGGACUACCCUUACUUAAUUCUGAAGAUGAAGAAUUAAAUGUGAAAUAUGUGCAAGCAACUCUGCAGGAGUUCAUGAAGGAACUCAAGAACGCCCGAAGAGAAAAGGAUGAAGCUCAGGCCCAGAUAGUCAGUCUGGGUCAACGUGUGACUGAGCUGAAAGUCUCUCAGGAGAAAUCGCUCAACCAGCUGCUGGAGGCACAGCGCUCCCUCAGGCUAUCAGAGGAGGGAAAACAAGAAAUGGCACGACAGUUGCAUAAGGUGCAAACGUCCCUCACCCUGCAGCAGGAUGUUGCACAUUGUAAAGAGAAGGAAAGCAGAAACCUUGAGGGUCAGUUGGCUCAGAUCAAGACUUCUCUUCAAGCCUCUCAGACUAAAUGCAGGUCAUUGCAGGACAAGUUGGAGGUCUUGCAGGAGUUAGAAACGUGUGCAAAUGCUGAAAACCAGAAACUGAAAAAGUCUCUGGAAGCAGCACAAAGCAGAGCGAACCACCUGGAGCUUUCUCAGUGCACCCUUCAAGGCGAGCUACAGAGGGCCCACCUCAGAACAGCAGAGCUGGAUGCAGAAGCUGCCACACUUCAGGAAAGACUUACAGAAACAAGACGAAAACUGUGCCAGAGUGAAGAUCAAUGCGCAGCGCUCAGGGUCAGCGAGGAGAGGUUGGCGGUGUCGCUGACUCGAGCUGAGCAGCAUGAGAACGGGCUGAGGGAGCAGGUUCGUACGCUUACAAAUACUAUAAGUCGGUCCGGGAAGAACACCGAAGGUUUGCAGGAGCAAGUAACCGAGCUGCAAAGGGUUCUGACUGCUAGCGAGGAGGACCGAAGACUGCUGCAGGAGAGUUUGGAUAAAACCCGGGACGCACUUUCAGAAAGUAAGAGGUUGAACUACUCACUCACUGAGCAAACCCAGAACCUUAACUCGGCACAACAGGAUUUAUAUGUUAGAAUAUCUGAGCUGGAGAAAAGUAACCAGACGCUGAAGGAGAGUCAGAAGCAACAGGAGGAGGCUCAACUACAAGUGUCCAUGCACACCAACAGAGAGAAGAAGGAGCUGCAGGAAAAGCUCACCAACAUGCAGAGCUCUUUGCAAAAGCUUCAGAACGAGAAAGCAAAGAUGGAGAAGGCGUUGACACACCUCAGUAAAGACAAGUCUGCACUUAGAAAGGCAUUAGAGAAAGUGGAGAUGGAGAGACUCAGGAAAGAAGAGGAGGUAGUAUCUGUUGCCAGGGAGAAAGCUCAGCUGGAGCAGACACUGCAAAGCCUGGAGAAAGAGCUGACUGAAGAGCAGAGAGUAGUUCAGACUCUCAAGAUCCAAAUCCCAGAGAUGGAGCGCGCUCAUGCACAGCACCUCCUGGAGGUGACAGCCCAUCAUCACAGGGAACUGGAAUUAGAGACGGAGCGCCUUAGGGACAGUCGGCUCCGGGCAGAGCUGUCCUUAGAGACCAGAGAGAUGGCUCACUGCCAGAGGGUCAGACACCUCGAGGAACAGGUGCUGGCUCUCAAAGAGCAGCUCGAUCGAGAGACGAGAAGGCGUCAGGAAUAUUUCAUUCAGAUGCUACAACCCGGUGUGUAGGCAGUGAAGUAUGUGGCGCCUCUGUGUUCUUCCUCCGCUGUCCACCUGGAAACUUUCCAACAUCUGCAUGUGUCAAGCCACAGCCAUUCUUGGAAGCGCACAAAACGCGCUGCCGAGGCGUUCACAGCCGCCCUGCAGACACACAUGCGUGCGGGAUUACGCUAAUCUGCGAGAAAGCUCAACAACAACAAACAAUAAGCGCAUUGUUCGGACGUGAACUGGAUGUGCCACAUUGUUCUGUGGGAUUGCUUUGUGUGGCUAGGAGAACUUUAUCUGUCCAAUUAUCCCGUGAUGAAAACCUUUCAUUAAUUUGGGUUUUGAUUGAUCUGCACACCCAUUUGUUAUCAUGGUCAUGUGGCCAUUUUCUGACACGAUCAAAUUCAUUGUUUAAUUGAUCCAAAUGAGAAUAACUAACUUUAAUUAUUAGUGAAUGCAAAUGUAGAAUUGUUUGAAAGUUUUGCAUCGUGUCACAUUGCGAAAAAUAUUAUCAUGUGCUGCAAUGUUAAAAAGUCACCAUCAUUUUCAGGCAAAAAAGAUUGUAAACUUUCACGACCACAUCGAGCAUCUCUGCUCAUUUAUUUCAAAUAAAAACAUUCAGACAUUUACAAAUAUGCAUGAGAAAGUGUUUAUUAAGACUUAAUGAUCCUGUUUUUCAAAUAUUUCUUACUUUUAAUCAAGCUUAAUAUUCUCUUGAUAUCUUUUCUGUAUGUUGUGUGAGUUUUUUUUCUGUUUGUUUUGUUUUUUUUGUUUUUUUUUCAUCUCAAAGCCAACAUGUUAGUAACUGCACAUAGAGAGAGGUUAACUGUGCAGGGGAAAAAUCUGACAGACUUUCUUUAAAGCAGCCCUUUGAUUAACAUAGAUCCACCCAGUGGUUAUCCAGUUACCGACCUCUCUCUGACUAUUGGCCGGACGGAGUUAAUUAUGCAAGGUAGUGAAUCCCCUGUGGGGGAGGUGGGGCCAAAAGCUGAAAGAACUCUUUUGGCAAGCAGAAUAGAGCUUUUAUUGAGGAUAUUUCUAAGCUGACCAUCAGGGACCAAAUCACUGGAUUGUUUUUAAAAAAGGGGGGGAAAAAAAAAGAAAAACAUCUCAGCUGAAUCACGCUGCUCUCCCCCCACACCCCUCUUCUUUCAUUUCUUACCCU